GGCGCCCCCUGGCGCGCGGAGGCUGGCGGCGGCGGCGGCGAUGGCGGCGGCCGGGACGCGGGAGCGCGGGGAACCCGUGGGGCCGGGCGAGCCGGGGCGCCGAGCCCUGUACUUCUGCGGGAGCAUCCGCGGCGGGCGCGACGACCGCGCGCUGUACGGGCGGAUCGUGUCGCGGCUGCGGCGCUUCGGGGUGGUGCUCACCGAGCACGUGGCGGCCGCCGAACUGGGCGCGCGCGGGGAAGAGGCUGCUGGGGGCGACAGGCUCAUCCACGAGCGGGACUUGGCCUGGCUGCAGCAGGCAGACGUGGUGGUGGCAGAAGUGACACAGCCAUCCUUGGGCGUAGGCUACGAGCUGGGCCGGGCUGUGGCCCUCAAUAAGCGAAUCCUGUGCCUGUUCCGCCCACAGUCAGGCCGAGUGCUUUCAGCCAUGAUCCGCGGAGCAGCCGACGGCUCGCAGUUCCAGGUGUGGGACUACGAAGAGGGAGAGCUGGAAGCCGUGCUGGACCGGUACUUCGAGCAGGCAGCUGCCGCCGCUGACCCAGCCACCUGACUUAAUGGCGCCUGAUUAAAGUCUCCUGCUCCCAGA
Molecule: messenger RNA, 586 nt
Organism: Oryctolagus cuniculus (rabbit)
Lineage: Eukaryota; Metazoa; Chordata; Mammalia; Lagomorpha; Leporidae
Gene: DNPH1
Product: 2'-deoxynucleoside 5'-phosphate N-hydrolase 1
Biological process (GO): deoxyribonucleoside monophosphate catabolic process
Cellular component (GO): nucleus
Molecular function (GO): 5-hydroxymethyl-dUMP N-hydrolase activity
Source: RefSeq, a predicted model, not a curated record